This is a messenger RNA of Schistocerca serialis cubense, 4512 nucleotides long. Its product is annotated as zinc finger protein ZFP2-like. The transcript is spliced from 7 exons. Lineage: Eukaryota; Metazoa; Arthropoda; Insecta; Orthoptera; Acrididae. The coding region runs from base 157 to 2022 and encodes 621 amino acids. Gene Ontology annotation, biological process: regulation of transcription by RNA polymerase II. Gene Ontology annotation, molecular function: RNA polymerase II transcription regulatory region sequence-specific DNA binding; DNA-binding transcription factor activity, RNA polymerase II-specific. Gene Ontology annotation, cellular component: nucleus. The record is from RefSeq and is a predicted model, not a curated record.
CAGAUGGUUGUAGACUUGUUGAGUUUAGUAGUUCGUGUCAUACGUUUGUACGGUAUUAUGAUGCGUUUUCUGUGUAACAUGUAAGUGAUUUGAUGGUGGAGACAGGAAAUCACGGAAAGACGCAUAUUGAGUGUGGCAUGGAUUAGGAGAGCACUCAUGGACUCCAAGGGAACUAGUUGGCUGAAAAAAGAGAAGAAUGAAGUAUAUGCUGAACCAGGCUCCUUCGUUCAGUUACACACAUCUACCAUGAAAUUAAAAGAAUUGGAUGAGAAAGUGAACCAACAGUUUCUUGAAGGUCCGCUAAAGAUUGUAAUGCCUAGUCUCCAUAUAAAGCAAGACCUAGAACUAAAACAGGAGGAUGGCAUUGAGCGUGAUUGUCUUGAAGAUAAUUUGGUAAUCUCUUGGCCAAAUGAUUUUAUCAAGGAGGAUCCUGAACUAAAUUUGGAGGUGGGUGGAACUGAGAAUACUGUGGCAGCCUCAAUAAGAAAUGCAUCUGAUAGUUUAAGUUUCAUUCAAAGUGCUGGUGACAGCUGUAACGUUUCGUAUCAAGAAGCAUUACAUCAAGGACUAGUCGAUGACGAUCAGAAGAUAGAUACAGAGAUGUCAACAGAUUUCAGUAUGUCUCAUAACUAUACCAAGUUACGGACUUCACAUGAAGACAGCUUAUGUGGCACUAGAUUAAGUUGUAGCAUCAGGGAAAAGGAAUUCCAUAAGUUUAACUGUAGUUUCUGCCUACAGAGCUUCCCUUCAAAAUACAGACUCAUAAUGCAUAUCUUCAUCCACAUGGAUGGUGUGCAGGCACCUGCAUAUGUGUGUAAGUCAUGUGGUGAGGUAUUGCCCACUGAUGACAGCUUGAAAGAACAUUUGAGAAUGAGUGAGGGUGACCAAGCAUUAUCAGCUGCCAACAGUGAGAAACUUGAAUGCAGUGAUUACCAUGAAAACAUCAUCUCCUUAGAAAGUGUACGAGAAGAAAUCGUGGAACAGACUGAGAAGCAAUCUUCAUCCAAGGAAACCACGAAAACUUUAAGGAAAUCCUUUAGUGACACAAGCAAUACACAUACUGUGACACAAGUUGCAGAGCAACUCAGAUGUGAUGACUAUGGAAUUUUGUGUACAAGUGAUCAUGUUAAUGUCCACACUGUGCUAAGUGCAAAGAGACGUCACAAAUGUGAUGUUUGUGGCAAAUUGUUUAAUCGUUCAAAUAGUCUCAAGGUACACGAAUUAAUACACACGGGAAAGAGACCCCACGAAUGCCAUGUUUGUGGAAAAUCGUUUACUCAGUCGAGCCAUCUCAAAAGACAUGAAUUAAUACAUACAGGAAAGAGACCCCAUGAAUGCGGUGUUUGUGGAAAAUCGUUUAUUCUUUCGGGCAGUCUGAAGGCUCACGAAUUAAUACACACGGGAAAGAGACCCCACGAAUGCCGUGUUUGUGGAAAAUCGUUUACUCAGUCGAGCAAUCUCAAAAGACAUGAAUUAAUACAUAAAGGAAAGAGACCCCAUGAAUGUGGUGUUUCUGGAAAAUCGUUUACUCAGUCGGGCCAUCUCAAGACCCAAAACGUAAUACACACAGGAAAGAGACCCCACGAGUGCGAUGUUUGUGGAAAAUCUUUUACUAAGUCGAGACAUCUCAAGAGCCAUGGAUUAAUACACACUGGUAAGAGAUCCUACAAAUGUACUGUUUGUGGAAAAUCGUUUAUUCGUUCGGGCAAUCUCAAGGUACACGAAUUAAUACACACAGGAACGAGACCCCAUGAAUGCGGUGUUUGUGGAAAAUCGUUCACUCUGUCGGGCCAUCUCAAGACCCACUUGUUAAUACAUAUAGGAAAGAGACCCCAUGAAUGCGGUGUUUGUGGAAAAUCGUUCACUCUGUUGGGCCAUCUCAAGACCCAUAUGUUAAUACACACAGGAAAGAGACCCCACGAAUGCGAAGUUUGUGGAAAAUCAUUUACUCAGUCGGGCCAUCUCAAGAGGCAUUUGUUGACACAUAUUGGAAAGAGACCCUACAAAUAUAGUGUUGCGUAAAUCGUUUCCUCAAUGGGGCAGUCUCAAGAAACACGAAUUAAUACACACUGAACAGGGACCACACAGUCAAUGUUGGUGGCAAAUCGUUUUCAGAACUGGGUCAUCUGAAAAUACACGCAGGAAUGAGCCCCUACAAAUAUGAUACUUGCGGCAAAUAUUUUUCUUACUCUGGUAAUCUCAAGGAAACAUUAGUACACACCGGUAAACGACCACACAAAUGUAGUAUUUUUGGCAAAUUGUAUAAAAACUCGAGUAACCUCAAGAAACAGCUAUCACUACACACUGAAAAGAAGGCUACACAGAUGUGAUAUUUGCUGGGAAUCUUUUAAUCCGGUCUAUCAUCUUUAGAAGCAUGCAAUAAUACACAUUACGUAGAGACCACUCAAAGUAUUGUUGAGGUCUGUAGACUUAAACAUGUUCAAAGGAGAGCACAAGUGCGUUAUGAAUAUUGUUCGCAUGUGCUACAGAAAGGUCACAAAAAAUACGACAAAUCCGUUUUCACAGCUUCAUGUUCAAAGAAGUUGCAUACUAAAUACAAUAUAUGAAGCACACAUUGCAAUUUUUUGUUAUAAAUGCUCCAUGCUAUAACGAUCUGUCUACCAGAAAUUGGUGCAUUGAGAGAUAUCUGUUACUUGUUUGAGUAGAAGUCCUAUGCAGUAAUCACGACUCCAUAUUCUUCAAGAAUUUACCAGUAUGUUGCUAAUUAUUUGAAAGAAACUGCCAUUUCAAUAUUCAUGAAGCUGUAGGCAGUACCCAGGCGACAGCAUAAAUGUGUUUAUUACACAUCCAUCACUCAGGCUAUUUUUCUCAACGAUGGAGAAAGAUACAAAAAUAUCAUGAUUAUGCAAACAUGUUACUGAGGUAUGCCUUCUUAAUAGUAAUGCUGUUUGUGUGAUCAAAAUUUGCACACAUGUGAACUAUCUGUGCUACUACUACAUUAGGAAAUAACUGAUGGUGGCAAGUAUGCAGAGAUCAGGCAAAAAUUGUAAUCAUCUGCCUAGUAGCACUUUCAGACUGCAAUACAACAGUGCUUCUGUAUGGUAUGGACUCAUUAGUACUCUGUUAGUUUUCCACUAGUAAAUUGGACUAUAUGUCUACACACACCUCACACAGUUCCCAUUUACUGCAGGCUAUCAGUUUGUUGCUGUGUAGUUGGUGUGCAAUAGCAUCCCAAAUUCGUUUCAUAAUGAUUUAAUGAGGUGGGAAAGACAACAGUGUGAGCUAUCAUGAUGCUCAAACCAUUACAGUGUGAUUCUGACCUUGUGAUUGUGACCAGGGAAUACAUCAACCAUUAAGUGAUACAGAGGUUGCAAUUAUGUUCGUGUUCUCCACAUCUGUCAUGGUGCUUCCAAUUAUGACCAGCUGUUUCUUGGCGUCUCAUAUGAAUAUCCCCUAUAGCAUGACAUUGCCCCCAACUUUCUGCACCUGUUGUGUUGUGCAUGUGUUGAACGACUGUUCAUCUGGGUGAUGGCACAUCAGGGCACAACCAUUGACCUGGUCCACAAGAAAUGUCACUUAUCCCAACACGUGACACAUCUUUAUUGGUAUGCAGUCCAAUCUCAAUUAUCCCAUUUGUAUUACUAUAGUAACUGACAAUGUUGUUAGAUCAACAUGGGAAUACAAAGCUGUUAUAUAACUUGGGGCCUCAUGUUCAACAGUGUCUGCUGAAUAGCUUGAAACUCAUGUGCCUGCUCAAGCAUUUUCUCCUGUCUCCACAGAUUGCCAUCAAUCCCAUUUUACAGAGCAGCUAGGUUCUGAUCUCCUUGUUCUAGGUAAUGCAUGGUAAUCCUACAACCUUUUGUCAACUUGUGGAUAUACCAUCUUUCAAAGAUGUUCCAUAGAGGCUAAUGAUAGAAGCAUCUGAGCAGCCAACCAGAUUCACUGUUUUUAGCUGCACUUACCCAGGCACCAGGCAAAACCAUCUGCUCUUUGGCAAAGUUAUUUAUGCCAGUUUUUUACACAUACUGUAACUAGAAUGAUCACCCAUUCAUUGCUGGUUAUAUAGUUUCGUUACUACUUGACAUAACAAAAAUGCCACUGGGUAGCACACACUCCUCCUAGGGAAGUGGGUAUAAUGAUUUGGAUCAACAGUGUAUCUUGACACAAAAGGAUCUUUUGGUAAAUUAUGUAGUAAUUCAAAUUUUCAUGUUUCAUUAAAUUUUAUGCCAAUAUACUAUUGUCAGUUUAAGUGCCAUAUUUCUUGUGAAAAAUAUUUGUAUUAAAAAUCCCUGUACAUAAUUCUGAUUAAAUGAUGAUUAAUUCUAUGCAUCAAAUCUUUUAAUUAUUUGUCUGUUUUUAAAUAUCAUGUAACUACUGUACAAACAUCAGUGGGAAAACUGUCAUGAUGUAGUGUCAGAUUAUAAUUCCAAUUGUUUGUAUAAACAUGAGGACAGUUAUAAGAGCUCAGUGUGAUUACUAGAAUAUGAAUUUAAUCCAAAUGCAUAAUUUUUGUUGUAAUAAGUUAAUUUAUUAAAUUUGCUUUCUUUCUAA